GACACAGAGAGAGGGAGAGAGAAGGAGAGAGCCGCGCCAGCGCAGAGAGGCACGGAGACGGAGCAGGGAGCGAAGCGGCUUCUACAUCUGGGGGGGAGAUUAAAACAACUUCCAUUUAAAUAUAUAUAUUUUUUAAAUCGCAACAUAGUGGUGGGAAAAUUGACGGCGCUUGUGCUCUUCUGCACGGACAUAAAAUGAAAGGGUUACCUGGCUGCAUGGAUUUUAAAUCUUAUAUUACACCGCUGCGACUUUGACUCAAGAGUUGCGCAGGCACAGUCUGUAUGAGUUGUCUGUUGGAGGAAUUUGAGGCACCCCGGAUCAAACUUGAGCUGGACAUCCAGGAACCAGUCAGGGAGUAAGCUAAACCACCAACCCACUGCUCUCACUGCAUGCAGGACACAUUAGCACCACUAUCACCAUGGAGCCAGAAUGUUACUACAAUGAGACCAUCACCUUCUUUUACAACCUCAGCGGCAAACCUCUUGCUACUACCUGGGACACCUACAGCCGGCUGGUGAUGGGCCUUGGCAUCACUGUGUGCAUUUUCAUCAUGCUCGCCAACCUUCUGGUAAUGAUCGCCAUCUACGUCAACAGGAGAUUCCACUUCCCCAUUUACUACCUGAUGGCCAACCUGGCAGCUGCUGACUUCUUUGCUGGAUUGGCUUACUUCUACUUGAUGUUCAACACGGGACCAAACACAAGACGUCUGACUGUUUCAACAUGGCUGCUGCGUCAAGGCUUGAUUGACACCAGCCUUACCGCGUCUGUGGCCAACCUGCUUGCCAUUGCCAUUGAACGCCACAUCACUGUGUUCCGCAUGCAGCUACACACACGUAUGAGCAACCGACGCGUGGUGGUGGUGAUUGUCAUUAUCUGGACUAUGUCCAUAGUCAUGGGAGCGAUACCUAGCGUAGGCUGGAACUGUAUCUGUAGCAUAAAGUCUUGCUCGAACAUGGCACCUCUCUACAGCAACUCUUACCUGGUCUUCUGGGCAGUGUUUAACCUUGUGACUUUUGUGGUCAUGGUGACACUGUAUGCCCACAUCUUUAUGUAUGUGCGGCAGAGAACCAUGAGGAUGUCGCGGCACAGCUCUGGACCACGACGCAACCGGGAUACCAUGAUGUCUCUGCUGAAGACUGUGGUCAUUGUGUUGGGUGCAUUCAUCAUUUGCUGGACCCCUGGUCUGGUCAUCCUCCUCCUUGAUGUUUUCUGCGCCAGUUGCAACGUGCUCACCUACGAAAAGUUCUUCCUGCUACUCGCUGAGUUCAACUCAGCCAUGAACCCCAUCAUCUACUCCUACCGUGACAAGGAGAUGAGCGCGACCUUCAGGCAGAUCCUGUGCUGCCAACGGCAGGAGAACGUGAACGGGGUGACCGCAGAGGGAUCUGACCGGUCUGCGUCGUCCACCAACCACACGGUGCUGACUGGCAGUACCAUGCACCACCAUCACCACCACAAUGAACACUCGGUGGUGUAAAAAAAAAAAAAAAUGCCCAAAGUCUCGGAGAUGACUCCAUCUUGAAGGGAUAAUUCUCUAAUGGAGAUACUGACUGAGAGAAGGUAAAUGGGUGGAUGUCAAGAAGAAGAUGGCAACUAUGAUGAAAGAUGAAAAGACUCGAUCUGUUUGGAGACAGAACAGACGAGGACUCUGAUAGGCUGUUAUUAUUUUGUUUUGUUAAUUUCCAUUUGUAUUAAAUGUGUUGUUACAGGCAAAGAUGAUAUGAACUAUUUAAAAGUAAUCUGUGAAAUAAGAUAAUGCCAGUAUAACCCAUCCUCUUUAUCUAAUUGUCCUAACUAAGUAUCCGGUAGGUUUCAUGCUAUUGCUCCUCUAGUGCCCCAUCAUUAAGAAAAACAUCAAACUUAACAUCAUAUAUAUAUGUUAUUGUUGGCUACCAGUGUAUUUCUUUCAUUUUAAAGACUCACCUGACCCCAGAUUCACAACAUCAUGCUUUAAUUUUCCACUUAUUUUUAUCAGGCAGAAGCUUUAACUUUACAGUGAUGAUGUGUAGGAUCAAGGCAUGACUGUGUUAUACCAAUGUUAUAUAUUUCAAAAGGUGUCAUCCAAAGUGAAAAUCCAAUUCAAUAUCCUGCCUAUAUUAACUUUUUUUUUUUUUUUUAGAUGGUUUGCAAUCUAAAACACUGGUUUAAUCCAUUAUGGAGUCAACAUAAUGUUUAAAUAGGCUCAACAAUUAUCCUUUUCUGCUGUAGAGUCGUCAUUCAUUGUUUAAAGACAAGUACUCUUAGAAACUACAACCAGGUUUGGGGAUUUAUUAUUCUACCACCCACCCUUUCUUAUUAACAUGCUUUUGUGAAUCCAUGCCAGCAGGUUAUUGCUUCCAUCCAGUUCAAAUAAAGUAAGGAUCCAAUGAUUGCCACAAAUCCUGGGUUGUUUAUUCCCACUCAGGAUUCAAAGACAAGUUGUUCUAGGGAAAGGAGGAGUACAGUUAAGUGAAGACAAGAUGAGAGUCAUGUUUGGUGCAUGUAUAAAGACUUCGUAUUAUGGCAUGAAAUGCGCUGAACAAACUGCCUCUCACUGUAUAGCUAGAUACCCGAGGCUGACCUCGGGGACAAAGGGGGACUCGUGGAAGUGAAUGUAAAUGUACUAACAGAGUUAGCUCCAAAUUGCCUUCUGGUGCCUUGAGUAUAGGUUUUGUAACUAGUAAAACUGCAAAUAAUAACAAAAUAUCAAAAAGAAAACAAAACAGGUUUUUUUUCUGGCAGAGUGCAUGAACAAGAAGAUAAAAUGGGUUAUAGAAUGACAUUCUCUGUUUUUUUUUUAUUGAUACAGUGUAAGCAGUUUUGACUGAAAGCCUUCAUCCACUCUAUUUUUACCAUCUAUGCCUAUCUCACUUCUGAUGAAUUUAUACCAAGUGGUGCAGAGAAAAAGCAAAAAUGGCUGGUUAAAACCUGGACCAUCACAUGACUGAUUCUGCAGCCAUGCCAGCCACUGUGUCAGCCUCUAAGGCCCAGCAGUGCUAUGAGUAUGUUAUUAGGAUUGCUAAUGACUCACAACAUAACUUUGAUCAUGCUUUGCAGUUUUGUUGUGAAAAACAAAGCCAGAUUCCCCAAAGGUUUGCGCUUUCAGAACAGUUUGGAAUUUGUAAGUGGUUCAUGAAAAGCAGUGUUAGUCUUUUUUUUGUUUUUUCUUUCACCUCCAUUAGCAAAUCUACAUUUGUUUCAGUUACUGUUCUUUAGAGAACUGAUGAACUGAAACACCACAGCCUUUAAAGUGCACUAAGUUUUAGCAAACACUGCAGAAUCUGAAUGACAUGGACAGAUUUUUGCUUGUUGUAACACUGUUAUCGGUGAUAUGAAGUAACGCAGAUAUCCAACCAAAAUAUGUUUUAUGGUUGAUGCUUUACAACAAUGUAAGUAUUUCUGGUUAGUAAGUAUUAUUUAAAGGUGUACUGACAACAAUGACAAAUUAAAGUUUGCUCUUAUUUUAAUCCCUUAGGGUGCCUUUGUAACGGACUGACCUUCGAGCCAGACUUGAGCCAAUGCAGUGUCGAAUGGUGUAAUAUUUCCACAAGUGCUCUCAUUGACUUGAGAAUUUGCGCCAGCUGAAAUCCAGCAUGGCGAUGCUAUGAUGUACAUUGUUAAAAAUUGCAAACUGAAUGUUUUGAAUCCAAACACAUUUUGGCCAAAAUACAUAGACAACGCUCCCAACAACUGACAGCAGAGUGAGAAUCACUGCCAAAAGUACAGUCAGAUGUUUUCCAGGAAGCCAGAUGUUUUUCAGGAAUUUCAGCUGCAAUGUUAACAUGAAGUCAGCUGGCAUCUUUGCCGAAUGUUUGGCCUAUUAAUCAGGUAAUUUAUUUUGGUUUAGAUUAUUGACUUAAGCUUUUUUUUUUUUCACCAUUACUCUUGCAACACUUACUUUUAUUUCUGCUGCACGUGUAAGAUAAAGCACAGUGGUCAAGGGCACCUUAGUCACCAAUGUGAUUGAUAAUUAUCCUUACUGUGUUGGUGCUUUUUUUUAUCUCUAGCUGUGCUUCAACUUUGCAAAAUGAGAAAAAAAUUCUUAGGAUCCAAUCUCCCAUAUAACAAAUUUGUUGUCUUAAAUUUAUCCAACUUUCACAAGUCAUAAGAAUCUUGACCAGAUUUUGUCAGUAUAUGGAUCUGGAUACAACCCUCCAUAUUUGACAUUCACUGUAACUUUUUUUAAGCAUUAUUUCAGGUUAUUAUAUCAAACCAACUAAACUUUCUAUAAGUUUGUUUACCAGUGUGUCACUCUUUGUGUAUCUUUGUAAGUAUGUGUGUACAAUAUGUAUAUAUAAAAUAUAUUAUGCAAAGUUAAUCACCAAAGGGAAACGUGUUUUGUGCCUGUAAAUUUUACUGUUAUAUUCUGUCCAGAUGUACUGUAGGCUUCUCUGUAUGUUUUUUUUUUUUAAUGUAAUGUGUAUUGUGUCUUAAAUAAUGACUUUCCUGUAAACAUUAUUACAGUAACAUUAACUUGUUUGUGAUGAAAAAAUUCCAUAUCUAUGAGUGCAGUGCCUUUCAGUUCUCCUCCAUAUAAAAUCAAUUAACAGCAGAAAAGCAGUGAUUCACCGUCCUCUGGUUGAAAGUUUCAAGCUUAUAACAUCCCCAGUCACACCCAGCAGUUUUUAGCCACAACCACACCCACCAAUGCUGUCAGUGUGCAUUUGUGCAUCACUGCAGCAAUAUGAGAUUAGUUUAAAAAAAAAAGAUUUCAAGUGAUGUUAUGUUACUUUUUAAGCUUGUGUGUCGCUAAUGCAGCGAUCUCGUGUUUAACAAGGCCAGUGUGUAGGAUUUAGUGGCAUCUAGAGGUGAGGUUGGAGCAAGCAGCUCAUACAGAUUGUAGCUAACAGCAUACCCAAUCAAACUUUAACCUCUGCGAAAAUUAAGAUGUCAAGAAGCAGUAUUGAUGCCACCUCAGUGUUGAAAUGUAAAAAGUGCUGUCUUGUGCCAGUGUUGAGUUUGGUCUAAAUUACAUAGAUUCGAAGGGCUCAUACUAAGCUAACCAAAAUGCUUUGUAGUUGAAGGUAAAAUUACAUUCCAUCUACUAGAUCCAGAUAAAUCCUAGAUACUGGUCCUAGAAAGUUUUUUUUUUUUUU
Archocentrus centrarchus (flier cichlid) is the source of this 5075-nucleotide messenger RNA. It is a transcript of the gene lpar1, whose product is annotated as lysophosphatidic acid receptor 1. Lineage: Eukaryota; Metazoa; Chordata; Actinopteri; Cichliformes; Cichlidae. Gene Ontology annotation, biological process: G protein-coupled receptor signaling pathway. Gene Ontology annotation, molecular function: lysophosphatidic acid receptor activity. The record is from RefSeq and is a predicted model, not a curated record. The transcript is spliced from 3 exons. Gene Ontology annotation, cellular component: membrane. Bases 419 to 1477 code for a protein of 352 amino acids.